Tetranychus urticae (two-spotted spider mite) is the source of this 1486-nucleotide messenger RNA. Its product is annotated as brachyurin-like. Gene Ontology annotation, molecular function: serine-type endopeptidase activity. The record is from RefSeq and is a predicted model, not a curated record. Gene Ontology annotation, biological process: proteolysis. Lineage: Eukaryota; Metazoa; Arthropoda; Arachnida; Trombidiformes; Tetranychidae.
AUAGCCAAAACGCUAAUCCCACGAAGUGACAUUAUUGGAGGUUUGACAGUAUACACAAAAACAAACAUUUUGUAAAACAGAUCAGUUCGAUUUUCAGUUAAACCGAUCGCCUUUUGGGGUUGGUUACUAUACCGACCAUGGACCGGGGCUGAAUCGGACAAAUUUACUGACAAAAUUAAUGAAACUUGAAACCAAACAACUAACAGUAACUGAAAUUAGAUUUGAUCAACUGAACCUGUUUCCUUGAUAAAAUUGUGCAACAGCUUGGAAAUAUUAUAACAUCUAAUUUCUGUGAAUUUACAUCUGAAUAUAAAAUUUAUAUUACCACCAUCAAUUUACCUGUGAAGAUGGUUGUGACUUUUUAAAGUCAACUGUUUCAGCAUUAAUAAAUGGAGAAAUCUGUUUUCCCUGUUAAUUUUAUUAUAGUUUAGACUUCGAUUAAGACUCAGAUCAUUUACAGGAUAUAUUUUUUAUCUUGGGAGUAUUUAAAUCGUAAAAGAUGAGUGUUUACAAUUUCAACAAAACCGUCAUAAUGAUUUGCUACACAGCUUCGUUGAUGUUUUUAUAUUCACAUUUUGUAUCAUCAACAGACAUCGAGGAUCCAACAGAACAACUCGAAAGAAUUUCUAACAGCCUCUUCGUUCUCGAACCUGGUGCAUAUCCUUACUUUGUUUCUAUUCAAGAGCCAGAUCCAGAAGACCCAACGGGAUACAGGCAACAUUGUGGUGGAUCAUUGUUGACAAGGAGAAUCGUACUAACAGCAGCUCAUUGUGUUCAAAAUGCCUCAAUGGUUUUCAAAUAUCGCGUUAUGCCCAACACUCGAAAUUUAGGAUUCAUUGAUGUGCACGAUGUAACCUACGGAAUUGCGUCUUAUGUGAUCCACCCAGGGUAUGGACAUAGUGAAGUAAAAAUUCAACAUGACAUCGCUGUUUUACUAUUGGACCAUCCUGAUCCUCGGAGUGGAGCGACUAUUGCCCUACCCGUCACUCCACCUCCUUUGUGCGUACCACUUACUAUGAUUGGCCUCGGUAUGACGGAAGUUGGUAUAUGGCCAGUGACCUUGCGUCAAACAGGUGUGUUUAUACUUCCUGAUAUAGCGUGUGGGGCUGCAAACAAUGUUCAAGAAUACGUUCCAGGUUUCAAUCUUUGUGUUGCUAAUGCUAUCGUAUCAUCUGUAUGUAUUGGUGACUCGGGUGGACCUUUAAUUUACACAUUAAACAAUAUAAAUUAUGUAGUUGGAGUAAUAGCUAGUGCAUAUCCUCCCUGUGGCCGCUAUUCAAUCUCCAAUCUUGUUAAUGUUUUUUCGCAUUUGCAAUUCAUUGCUUCAUCAAUGUUAGCAUUGAAUCGUGAUGAAUUGAAAUCUGAUCAAAUUCAAUAUGUUAAACGUUCAAUGGAUUCUAAAUCGGAUUCAAACAUGACCAAUGGAAUGACCGAUUUGAAUAUCAUUGUACCAUUCAAACAUUAAAAAUUUUGUUUACCUUUUGAA